Messenger RNA from Moneuplotes crassus, 1309 nucleotides. The record is from the annotation of a GenBank genome assembly. Lineage: Eukaryota; Ciliophora; Spirotrichea; Euplotida; Euplotidae.
UUGAAAUUUAGAAAUAAUAUUCCAAUAUGGGUGAGUCAUUGCUCUUUCAGAAUCCACAGAAGUCAUGAGGUUAACUUUUUAUAGACCAAAUUUACAACCAAGAGUCUAAUUCAGAUACAGAUACGCCAAGAGAUGAAGAUAGAGGCCUUCCCAACAAAGGUCCGGAAUUUUACCCAAAAGAAGGCAAUUUCAUAACCUCAGAAAAGAAAGCUUUUGGAAAGGGUGAACUCGAAGAAGAAAAUAAAAUGCAAAAAAUUCCUCUGGAAAACCAUAAAAGAAGUAUCUCCCAAGCUUGGGACACAUCCAUGAAUAGAAAUAUGGAUGCUGAAAACAAUGAAAUCGAUUAUGAAGGCAGCUUCAACAAAAAUCAUAGGACUGAAGAACCUAUAAAUGGCAGUAUUAAUAUGGUUGAUCACAGCGUCACUAACGCCUCUAAGAUUGGCAUGAAUAUGGUCAAUACACUGAAGAACCAGAUCAACUACAACCUCAAGUCAGAUGAUGACUUAAUCACAGAAUAUCUAAACUCAAUUUUGAAUAAUAACUCUGAGAGAAGAAGAGAUAUGCUGGCUAGCCCAGUUCCAAAAUAUCUCAACUCUAUAACUCUAAAAAUUAAAAGGAAGUCAGGUUUAUGGUCGAAAUUCUCCCCAGUGUUGACUCUCGAAACUCUCGAUUCUCAAAAACUGCUUCUCAAUGCAAAAUAAGUGAGUUCAAUCCAAGCCACUUUCUAAGUUCUACAAGACUGCAUAUUAUUUCCACAUCAGCAAUCUUAAAAAUUCCUUCAAAAAGGGAGAUGAAGGCUAUAUGGGAAGAAUCAAGAAAAAGAAGAAGGUUUAUAGCUUGCUAAACCACGUGAUUGAUUCUGAAAUGAACAAUGAAAUCGCCCAUAUCGAAUUCAAUACAAAGAAGAGCAAUCCUACCAGCACAAGAAGUUUCGACCUCAAUUUUUCUGAGACUAUGAAAUCCCUUAUACUCAAAGCUCCCAGAGGACAAGAAGAGAGCAAGAACAGUAAUAAAGCUCCCCAGAUCAAGCCAGAUGAUCUUAAGUUUACUAGUGUAGAGCCUUAUUAUAACGAAGAUACUAAGGAUUACGCAAUAGACUUCAGUCACCAUGAUGUCUUUAUCUCAAGCUCAAAGAAUUUCCAGGUGAAAUGGAAACACAGUGAUCAAUUAUUGAUUGAGCAGGUUAAAGUGGACAAAAAUGAGUUUGAAAUAAAGCUGAGAUACCCUAUGAGUAUUCUUGUAGCCUUUGCAACAGCUGUGACUCUAUUUGAUCCUAAAUUUAAGAUCUAGCACUAAAUUUCAAAUAAAA